AUCACGUUGAUGACUUGUAGCUUGCGCUGAAAUCUGGGCUGUGAAUUAGCUUUCUUGCUUCGACUAACAGUAUUCUUAUGCGAAGACACCAUUCAGUUCAAUGUGCUACUACGAGUAGGAGCCCUUUCCGAUCUGAAGCUGUGGUCACGUCUACGUCGAAAUGAAUGACCCUUGCUGAUUGCCUGGGAAGCUGUUUGUAGCGGAAAUGUCACCGUCGCAAAAACCUUCGGAAAAGAUGUCGGAGAGAACCCUCCCGUCAAGGCCACAACAAGAGCCUCAAAUAUUGGAAUUCGCUCGUAACGGUUCCAACCCCGAGACCGGCCAUCAUAAUUCUACUCAAGACGAAGCAAAGCCCCAGCCGGAAACUUAUACAGCUGAGGCCGAAAGAACUGAUUAUCCGCCUGACAGCACUGUGACACAGCUACUCGCGAAGACUAAAGCGCAACGCCGGCGAAAAGCCAGAGUUACCGAAGGGUAUCACCAUCACUCCGUCAGUGAAGAGGACAGGUUGCACAAGCUAGAAGCAGCACAGUAUCAAAACUCUGGGUGUGAACGUCAACGCCCACCACCAGUCAAACGCCAACGUACCAGUUCCAGCAGUUGCGGGAACGAUGCGAUGGGUGAAGACAGGCAUAGCAAGUUUAUCGGCAUCCAGGGCAUGAAUGGCGUUGUAGUUGAGGAUAGGCCUCACCAAAAGCAAAAACGGGCUCAGAGAAACCUGAAGCAACGGGGGUUGUGGCACAUGGAACGUUCGCGAUACUUUAGCUGCCAGGAUGACGUCACUGCUGGUUACUCGAGCCCGAGCACCUCAUUCAACGCCGGAAAAGAUCAACGUCGAAGUGCGCCGGGGUCCUUGGCGUCAACGGCAAGCCUAUUGCAGUAUGGAGGAAGGCGUCCCCGGCGUAGCGUGAAGCCCUCGCCGUUGGAGUACAUAGACAGUACACGACACCGCAGCUGCCCAGAUGACGUCAGCGCUAGUCACUCGAGCCAGGGCACCUCAGUAAACAAGGCAAAAGGUCAACGUCGUAGUGCGCCAGGACCCCUGACGCCAACCUCGAGCCUCUGGGAGUAUGACUCCACUGUGCCCAAGUCACCGGACAUAGCUCAAGAGGAGACGUUCUCGGGAAAAACGGUAACGAUUCCAUUGCAACCGGCCUAUCACCCUGAAGUUACCGACGCUGGAAGGCUCGUGGCAACACACAUUGAAGACCCUCGGAAGGAGGAUUACGCGCCUGGCCCCCAUUGUCAGUGGCGUGCUCCUGAAGCUUGCGAAUCGAGAGAGGACAACACCAAGCGUAUUGCAAGCGUAUUGCAGUAUGGAGGAAGGCGUCCCCCGCGUAGCGUGAAGUCCUCGCCGUUGGAGUACAUAUACAGUACACGACACCGCAGCUGCCCAGAUGACGUCAGCGCCAGUCACUCGAGCCAGGGCACCUCAGUAAACAAGGCACAAGGUCAACGUCGUAGUGCGCCAGGACCUCCGACGCCAACCCCGAGCCUCUGGGAGUAUGACUCCACUGUGCCCAAGUCACCGGACAUAGCUCAAGAGGAGACGUUCUCGGGAAAAACGGUAACGAUUCCAUUGCAACCGGCCUAUCACCCUGAAGUUACCGACGCUGGAAGGCUCGUGGCAACACACAUUGAAGACCCUCGGAAGGAGGAUUACGCGCCUGGCCCCCGUCGUCAGUGGCGUGCUCCUGAAGCUUGCGAAUCGAGAGAGGACAACACCGCCGCCGCUAGAUUUGAAGAACGCGCCACGAUUCUAAGGUGCAAACGUAGUGCUGCCACAUCUUCCACUCCAUCUGACAAGAUUUCUAGAGACAGCAAGGAACCGCUUGCUAUGAGGCCACGCCGAGGCACGACCGGAACGCUGCAUGCGGAGCAAGCAGGACGUGAAAUCCUGCCACCUCCUGCGCGGCGUCGCUACAAAUGCGCUACCGACGGAAACCCCGGCUCUUCUGAUACAGGAGCCCCUUGCAAGCCGAGUGUUCCGCAAGGGAAUUCAAUGAGUGUCGAUGUGCCUUCGGGAGGUGCGUGCGAAGAAGGCACCGCGGUAGCGUUAGGUUCCGAGCGGGCUGCUUCAAGGGACAAUUCCUUUGAGCAUGCCACGGAAGAACUGUCUGAGAGACGUCUGCGCUAUCGAAGUGCACUUGUGGUCGAUGUAGUUCUGAACACGGUAGGACCCGUUUCUCAAGCGAGCAUUGCAAUGAAAGACUUGACAGACAGAAUAAGACGGAGCAGCACAGGCAGCUUAUCGGCUUUAAGCUCUCAAUUUUCAGCAAUUUUGAGACGUCACACAGAACAUGUUCCGGAUGUGCCUUUGGAGUAUCCACAUGCGCUAGCGGAUGACAUAAACACGGCCAUGGUUGACACUGUGAGGCGAAAGAACGUUGAAUUGGAAAGUCUGAUGACCGAGAUGGAACGACUCAAGCGCAGGGUGGCUGAAUACACCCGUAGUGCAGAUUUGUCUAACCAGAGUUUACUUGAAUUUAUCUAUGAACACAGAGCGUAUAUGGGUGAGCAGUAGUACGGGGAAUAUAUAUAUUGGACUCGAGGUACAAUUGCGGUAAUUUCAUUAGAAUGAGGCUGUUUUUGUAAGCGCGUUAAGAGGGUGUUGAGGUCGCUUGCGUGGUGUACCACCACGGUCAUUUUUAUACUCUGAUGAAUGCCGUAACAUACAGGCUAUUAUUAAAGUGCCAAUAAAGAUGAAUGUGUGUAUGGGGGGAGGGAGGCGGAUGGGGUAUUCAUGAGCGGAAAGCGUAUGAGUUGCACGAGUGUCACCUCCUGUUAAACCCUGUUUCUAAUACCCCUCUAAUGUACCCUGAUUUUGAUUGCAGAGCCAAGUGUGACGAUUUCUAAUACAUUUUUCUGUGAAGUCAACUGGAAAGUCCUCCUCGUCGAUCUCGAAGUCGUCCGUCGUUUCAACAAGGGCGGGAAUCUCGCACUCAGGAAAGAGAAAAGCGAUAUUGGAGUGAAAUAUAUCCAAUAAAAGUGAAUAGCUAGUAGCAACAAAUUUCUUCAAAAAUUCAUACAGUACUUAAACUUUCUUGCUGCCACAGAUGAAGCUUCCCGAACGCUAUACAUGUAAUGGUGGAUGGAUGGUCUGUGCAAGAAAGAAGUGGAAGACAGAGAUUAAAGGCAGUGUUUGGCUGGCCAUGUUCUUCUACAUCCGCCACCUACUGCUCGCGUCAAAUACAUAUGUCGAGGAAAUCUUGUUCGGGAUUUCUAGUGUGUUUCGCUAUUCGCCCCAGCGUAAUGCAUGUGUCCGGACUAUGGAGUUUAAAUACGCGGAGUUUUGCCGCUGUGAUCGUUUAGCUGACAUGACAAUGGACUUUGUGUGAUCUUUGUACUUGUAGAGUGACACGUGCCUAUGGUUUUAUUUGCCGCUAUUGAAAUGUCUUUAUCGGCCUAAAUAAGGAAUAAACCUUACAUUUCGAAGCAAAGAAGGCAAUAAAGACAUGCGGAAUUG
Molecule: messenger RNA, 3466 nt
Organism: Dermacentor albipictus
Lineage: Eukaryota; Metazoa; Arthropoda; Arachnida; Ixodida; Ixodidae
Source: RefSeq, a predicted model, not a curated record